Molecule: messenger RNA, 3150 nt
Organism: Sphaeroforma arctica JP610
Lineage: Eukaryota; Ichthyosporea; Ichthyophonida
Exons: 5
Coding region: 1-3150 (1049 amino acids)
Source: RefSeq, a predicted model, not a curated record
AUGGUUUUACAGCUAUCGGAUGAUAAGUCUGGGCUCUACAAAGGGUUGGAGGACAAACUAAUGAAACAAGCUAUCAAAGAGAGUCUGAGACUGCACGGCUUGAACCAGCAGAACAUCAGCACCAACACGACCUCGACCACGCACUCCACAACCACGUCAGCCAGAAACACCACCAACACGCAUACGACAACCACAAACACCUUGGUACAGACAUCCAUGGAGACUCUAUCUAGGCAUGCACAUAGUACUCGCUCGGUGGAGUCGUCCCAUCACCCAGCGAGUGUCUGUCCAGUGAGUGAAGAUACAGAGGCGGGGCGAGCAAGGCGGUUGGCAGCGGCAGAGCGACGGGCCGGAUUCCAGGCACAAAACAAACCACUGACAGCGAAAGCUCAAGAUACAAAUCAAUCCAUAGUACAACACGGUAGCCGUGUGCCGCCGCAGAAAGGUGUCUCGAGUCAGUGUAGUAGGACAAUAUGCAAUGCGUGUGGUGUGGGGAGGGGUGGGGUUGAUAGUGGAACGGGCAGCAAGCAAGACAACGGGUUGCGGGGCAGGGAUGUAACAAAAAAGAAAGGCAAUCUCCAAAUUGCCAACGGAGGAGCAUACAUCGGCGCGAGUGACUCCCGGACUGUUUCGAUUGAGUUGUCAGUAGGGCCUGAUAGUAGUACAAAUACACAACACUUACGUGAUCAGAAAACACGUGCACUAUACAGGUCAACACCCGCGAAACACCGGCCAGCGUCAUUCGCACGUCGCACUAAGAGGACUGCAACUGAGCGGAGCCUGCACACGGACACCCCGGCGCAACAACCUACUAUCACUCAUACUACCUCUCAUACUACCUCUCAUACUACCACUCAUACUACCACUCAUACUAUCUCUCGUACUACCAAUCGGCCGGACGAUUCAUACACAGUCAUAUCAUUGGACAGCUCAUCGGGCGACGAUUCCGACGCGGACAUACUCAACACAACCUUCACGAAAGCGCCCCACACACCGCGCAGUAUACGCACCUCAGUGGCAUGGGAUACCCCUCACACCGACAAGUCCACUGUAACUCUAAAUAAGGCACCGCCGUCAAAGCGCGUUAAAAUCACACUUGUGAAUUUAACCGCGCCAAAUAAGCCGCCAGCGCCGGAUAGCCAUGUCAGCUGCAUUGUGCUGGACUCGGACGAGGACUUGCCGCAGAGUGCAGGCGAGAGCAACGUAGGUCAGGUGAAGCAGUGCACCUCCAACCGUGGCAGCACUAGCCAGCCCAGUACCCAGCCCAUUAGCAACGCCCGGGAUACCGCGGUAGAGCUGGUCAUUGACAAGCGAGAGCGCCAGAGCAACAGCUACUACACAGAGAUGAGCACUUGCAUCAGCGAGAAGGUGGACCUCUUAGCUCAGCGGGAGUUUACCCGGGCACCGGUAUCGGUAUCGGUUGUGAUUGAGCACGUCCCGCAGUCCGACUUUGUGUGGACGUCUAAGCCGAGUGGUGGGGUAAUGAAUGUGCUAAUGGAGCGGAAGGCCAUUCGCGAUAUAGUGUCGCGCUCGGCUACCAAUGCGCAUCUCGUGCAGCUCGCAACGAUGUGUCGCAUCUCGUGCAGCUCGCAACGAUGUGUCGCAUCAAUCCUCAGGCAUGAUCGGCCUCUUACAUACCCAACUGAAACGCCUAUUCAAAUCCCCGUGACCCCUCUAUCGCCACUCUUGUCACGUCACGUGUACAAUGCUGUGCGUAACACACAGGGAUUCAAUAUCCUUCUGCUGGACGGUGAUGUCAAAGAGGUCCACGGCGCCAAAGCGAUGCACUCGAGAAAGCACCUGCUGAGUUGCUGGGAUCCAGAUGUACGCUUCUUUGGUUACAUAGAUGCCCAAGAAGACCUGCAGCCAGCCGAAACGCACACACUCGGGAGGCCCCGUGGUCUACCAACAACCUGUACGGACAUCAGAAGUUCCGAACAUCUGCUGGUACAGAUGGCUGCUCUGAUUACGCACGGGGGCGUGCAGGUGGUGACUACGGGCAAAGGGAGUGGGCUGCUGGUGCAGCAUACGCUUGCGGGGUAUACCACGGCCCUGGCUGAGUGUGUGAUACCUUCGAGGAGGCCUGGGCCGCCGAGGGAGAGUAGUGUGUAUAUCGCCUAUGCCGGGUUUGACGGUCUGAAAGUGGCUAUGCGUAUGGAUAACAAACGGCAGAAAGAGGCGCAAGUGGACCUUGAAACAGACCAACGGGGUGCACAGCGGGAUCGAAGGGAACGCAAUGCAGCAUACGAAGAUCUGAAAGCGUACAAUUUGGCUCAAAAUAAACGCAAAAAGGACAACCAACUACAGCAGAUCAAACACGAGCGACACGAGCGUUGUGUACAGCACAUACAACAAGGACAUAAAAGGCCCAUUCUGGACACUCAACGGUACCAUAACCGAUCAGAAUUAGGAACACACGCCGCUGAGACCGCAGGCGAUACGCACCUGGGCCUUAAGUUUCGGGCAACGGCUACACUGGUAAGAGGCCCCGAGUGUGAGAGAGCACACUACUUCCACGCGUGCAGUAAAGAGGUACAGGUGCACUUUGAAACUAUCGGCCGCUUGGGUACUCAAGGGGAAACAAUCCCACACGAGCGGCUACAGUUAGUCACUGGCUCGCUCCUGCCCCCGGCAUACGCAGAGUUCCAGUGCUUUGCGAAAGACCUGGCGUCUGUGCGCGUGCAGGUGGCAUGGGUAGACGGAGUAGCUAAAUCUCAACGCCGUCCACCGCCAACGCCAUCGUCAGCGUCCGCGGCGCUGUAUGUAGCGUCCAGGUUUGUCGCGGACUACUUCCCGUCGGCAGUUGGGGGGGCUACGCAAACUACGGGGCAAUCCGUACCAGCGCACAUUCGGCGGUGCCUGGUGCUGAACAAGCUGGCUGCAGGAUUCGCCGCGCACGCUGAGGUGUACCAGGCGUACAACACGACCCACAGCACCACCGCACAGGCUGCGCAGCUGCCGUUCAGGUGUACUAUUAUGGAUGUCGUUGCUAUGGUUACCAGUAUCCUGACGUGUGAGCAUAAGGUCAGUUGUCUGUCCUUCGAUAUCCACGCAGAGGCCUACUCGGCGAUGAUCAUUCAGUACCUCUGCCAUGAACUGAGCAUCAGCGCCGGCGCCAAUCAAAUGCAUUAUGAAAUAACGGGCGUAUGA